ACCGAGAUGGAACUACAAGUUAAAACCAUCAGCAGCUAUAGACUAUAGUUUAAAAGCGCCGUCACCCCCCGCUUGCUUCUUCCUUCCUUGAUUUCUCCUUCCUAAUUUCUCUGCCCAAACAAAAAGCACACCAACAAAGACAGCAAGACAGUGCUUUGUUAUUUGGAAAAACAUGCCACAAGAACUUCCGGGGUUUUAUUAUGAUAAAGAGAAGAACAGGUAUUUUCCUCUCAAAGGCCCAAUUCCGGGUUCCUCUCGCUCUUCUUCUUCUUCAAACAAAGCUAAAAAACCAUCUACAAACAAUACCCAGGAAUCCAACUUUUGUAGGAGAACUGGAGUAAGAAUAUCCCAACUGCUUCAGGGUAGGGAGUUGAAUGGUAAUGUAAUAACUUCCAGCAAAGGGAAGUGUGACUUCGUGGAGGAAUUCCUAAAGAUACAAGCAUCCAAACCAGUGGUUUGGAAGUACCGGUCAACUGAAAAGAUAGCCGAUAGUGCCAUGGACCAAAUACAUAUUGAUAUUCACACAGCAGAAGGUCAAACUGAAGCAAAUGUUCUAAUAACAGGCGGUGUAAAUGGCUCUCUGAGUCUUUUUGAAGUAGGAAAAGUUGGAGAACAUAAUCAUGGGGUAGAAUGCAUUCCAGAUCGUAUGUGGCCUGUCAUUGAAGAGAAGAGAGCAGAGUGUGGUAAAGACCCUGGGUGUAUCUGGAGACCUCCAGGAGCUUCUCUACAUAUGUCUUCAAAUAUAUCUUGUAUAAAAAUGUGUGGAAAGCACUCUCCCAUCCAGCGGGCAUUGAUAACUACUCUUGGAUCCGAGACAUCCGGAGGAUCUGUUUAUAUUCUUAACCUUGUCGAACCAGUAGAUUUUGAUUCAAGUUCUGCUAUAGGUGAAAUGAUGCACAAAACUGCUGAUUUCAAUUGCACCAUUUGGACUGCAGAUUGCAGUUAUAACUCGAAUCGGGCAGUGAUUGGAACAAAUGUAGGAGCUGCCCUGGUCAAUUUGGAAACUGGAAUGACAUCAUGGGUGUGUAGAAGCAAAAGUGAUGUUUUGUCUCAACAGCUUGAUCCAUCGGGGAACGUUGUUUUAUGUGGGCUAAGAAAUGGAGCAAUUUUGACCGUUGAUGUUCGUGAAAAACAAGAGAGGGUUUCAGAUAGAUUUAUUAGGCAUAGAAUACCUUAUUCAUCACUGGGCAGACAGGGUCCAAGUUCUAGCAAACAAUGGUUUGAGGUCAAAGGAAACAUAUACCCUUCUCGUACUAUUUUGAUGCCUUCAUCUGUAUGCAGUUUGGUAUCGCUUCAGUCUUACGACCAGUACUUCUUGGCUAGCUCUAUGGAUGGAUUGAUUAAGCUUUAUGAUCAACGCAUGACUAAGAGAGGUGCUGUGCAAUCUUAUGAAGGACAUGUGAACUCUCAUACUCGUUUACAGCUUGGAGUAGACCAAUCUGAGAGAUUUGUUAUGGCAGGAGGAGAGGAUUGCAGUUUGCGACUUUGGAGCAUCAAGUCCGGCAAGCUGCUUUUCGAGGAAAAAAUUUCUGAUUCAAUUCUCUCAACUGUGUGUUGGAAGAGAUCUGAAAGACUCGUGAAGACAUUGAAUGAAGGAAAAAGCUAUGAAGAGUGCUUAUCUAGGCAGAACCAUAGUUGGGGGACAUGGUUUGGAUCACAGGAAGGACUGUUCUACAUUAGUUGGUCAUGAGUCAAGAGCACCAUUGAUUAAAAUAUACCAGUGUGGGGAAAAAGAGUCACCGUGGAUUUAAAUCUCCAACGCUGGAACAUUUCCUGGAAAUGUUCGAGCGCACGAAUUUUGUUGAUACUGGAACAUUUUGUAGAUGGCAGUAACCUAACUCUUCUUUGUAUCUCAGUGGAGAUUUUUAGGAAACAAAUUAAGGUCAUGUCGUCUUGUUUUGAUUUAAGAUGGUAAUAAAAUUUGUAGAGAAUCACAGUGAUUUGCAAAUUUCAACAAAUACCAAAUGACAAACAUUGGUUCUCUGUGAAGAAA
Populus trichocarpa (black cottonwood) is the source of this 1993-nucleotide messenger RNA. RefSeq lists its product as uncharacterized. The transcript is spliced from 13 exons. The record is from RefSeq and is a predicted model, not a curated record. NCBI's taxonomy places the organism in Eukaryota, Viridiplantae, Streptophyta, Magnoliopsida, Malpighiales, Salicaceae. Bases 173 to 1690 code for a protein of 505 amino acids. Gene Ontology annotation, molecular function: protein binding.